This is a messenger RNA of Callorhinchus milii (elephant shark), 925 nucleotides long. It is a transcript of the gene ninjurin-2, whose product is annotated as ninjurin-2. The record is from RefSeq and is a predicted model, not a curated record. NCBI's taxonomy places the organism in Eukaryota, Metazoa, Chordata, Chondrichthyes, Chimaeriformes, Callorhinchidae. Gene Ontology annotation, cellular component: membrane. The coding region runs from base 178 to 639 and encodes 153 amino acids. Gene Ontology annotation, biological process: tissue regeneration; cell adhesion. The transcript is spliced from 4 exons.
AGGGACACUUGUUGCAGCCAAACCGCUUUUGCAUUUCAGAGGCUGGAAGGUCACCGUCGUAUUUAAAUCAGGACAGUGUGUAUUUUUCUCCCCCCCCACCCCACCACCUCCUAAAAAAAAAUACCUACACACACAGAGAGAAAAAAAAAUACCCAAUUCAGCAUCACAAAAGAAAUCAUGGGCGUCUCGUCGGAUUAUGAUCUUGCAAAUGCUCGUGAGGAUACGGAUGGUAACCCUGGUUCAAGAGGAAUGGCUUCGCUCAACUUCAACCGCUACGCCACCAUCAAGAGCAUGGCAGAGGGCAUGCUGGACAUUGCUUUACUGAUGUCUAAUGCCUCGCAGCUUGUUACGGUUGUCACACAUGGUUCAGGAUCUGCCUACUACACUCCCCUCAUUGUUCUGAUUUCUCUGUCUCUCGUACUUCAGAUGACAAUUUUUAUCUUUCUCGUUUUUAUUGCUAAACUCAACGUGAAUGAAGUCGACAAGCAGAAAAGGCUGAACCUGUUGAACAAUGUUGCCACCCUGAUGGUUGGAGCCGCUCUGGUCGUGAACGUGUUCAUCACUGCUCUCGGAGCGCACAAGAACGUGAAACAAACUGCCACUGGCAUCACAACCCCACCACCAUACAGCGGGAAAUGAGUGUUAUGUCUCUUCAGGACCCCUCCGAUGGUUUACAAAGAAUCUCUGACGGAACGGUGGGAUGACUGAAACUGUUGAAGGUGUGACCGAGGCGUGAAUCUUUUAAAUGAGCCACUUCUGGCACUGGAAAGUGUUUAGGAAAAGAAUAUCAGUGGCAUUGGUUUACUCCUGACACGAAUGGUAUCAUCCAUAAUGCAUGAUGGUGCCACUCGUGCCCACAGUUAGAUCACUGCUGUGUACAAAAAAAUUCAAGAAAAAGUGUUAACAGUGGCCCCUGUGUUUUUUU